UUAUAGCCAGAGAGAUUACUACUGUCCUCACACAGAGAUAUCAAAACUUGGAUCUGAUUCAUGUUCAAUUCCAAUCCAUUCGAAUUCUUCUUCCGGAGUUCUUAUCGAGUCCGCGAGCGAGAAUGAUUUCGUCGGUUUUGAUGCACACAUAAGCUUCGAGUGACCGACAAUUUCGCCGCCGAUUCGGAAUCACGCAGUCAAUCGAUUCUGCUCGGCUGCCUCAGUCAGAUCUUCGUCGGAGUUCAUGUACCAGCCACUCGUCUCAUCAGAAAUGGAAGCUGAAGAAUCAGAGGAGCCGCGGCCGGCUCGGCAAGGCCGGGUAUCGGCGUGGGGGAGAGUGGUGGCCUAUAGGACAAUGGCAAGAAAAACGUUCGAAAGCAAGCCGAUCUCGCAUUGGAUUCUCUUAUCUCUAAGCAGCGCAGCUAUGCUCGUGGCAUUCCCGGCGUCAUCUCUUCUGUCACGAGUUUACUAUUCCAAUGGCGGGACGAGCAAAUGGAUAAUCUCGUGGGUAGCCGUUGCCGGAUGGCCUAUUCCUUUACUUGUUCUGAUCCCUAUGUACUUCGUUGCGGGAAAUUAUCCGACUCCUCUGAGCGCAAAACUCGUCGUCUCGUACGUCGGGUUGGGAUUUUUAAGCGCUGCCGAUAACCUCUUGUAUGCGUACGGAUACGCAUAUUUGCCGGCAUCCACAGCUUCAUUGUUGGGAUCGACUUCUCUGAUCUUCUCAGCGCUCUUCGGGUACCUCAUAGUCAAGAACAAGAUCAACUCUUGCACGGUGAACUCAAUUUUCGUCAUCACCGCCGCGAUGGCUAUAAUCGCGCUCGACUCGGAUUCAGACAGGUACGGGAGCGUAACGGACGGUCAAUACGCGAUGGGUUUUGUAUGGAACAUUCUGGCGUCAUUUCUACACGGGCUUAUUUUUGCUCUGUCCGAGCUCGUUUUCGUCGAACUGCUCGGGAGAAGAUCGUUUCACGUCGUAUUGGAGCAGCAGGUGAUGGUGUCUUUCUUCGCGUUCGUGUUCACUACGAUCGGGGUUGUAAUAAACGACGACUUUUCGGGGAUGGUUUCCGAGUCGAAUAGUUUUGCCGGGGGUAGAAGUUCGUACCUCUCGGUUAUUAUAUGGGGAGUCAUCUCGUUUCAGCUCGGGAUUCUCGGGGCGACGGCUGUCCUGUUUUUGGCGUCGACUGUGCUGGCCGGUGUCCUAAACUCGAUCCGGGUGCCCUUAACCGCCGUUGCGGCUGUUAUACUGUUGAACGAUCCGAUGAGCGGGUUCAAGAUCUUGUCUUUGGUUAUUACAUUAUGGGGAUUUGCCUGUUAUAUAUACGGGCAUUACCCGACUAGUUAAGGCUCCUUGUAAUCGCUUAUCGGGCUAAAUAUCGAUGCGGGAAAGAGGUGUGUUCUUGCCGUAUGUAGAAUGUGUUUGCUCUAUUGGACAAUGAUACGAUUGUGUAAUAAAUUGCCUAUCCCAACUUAAAGUA
Andrographis paniculata is the source of this 1475-nucleotide messenger RNA. RefSeq names its product probable purine permease 5. Gene Ontology annotation, cellular component: membrane. The transcript is spliced from 2 exons. The record is from RefSeq and is a predicted model, not a curated record. Gene Ontology annotation, molecular function: purine nucleoside transmembrane transporter activity. Bases 245 to 1342 code for a protein of 365 amino acids. Lineage: Eukaryota; Viridiplantae; Streptophyta; Magnoliopsida; Lamiales; Acanthaceae.